AUGGCGAUGCCCCCCUCGUCGUUUUUGGCGAUAGCCUGGUUCAGCUCGACGACUAGAGUAGGAUUUAGCGUGAUGCCCGUUGGUCGUCGAAUCGCAGCACGCGCGCCCAGAUCAGACUCCUACACGGUGGUGGAUCACACCUAUGAUGCGGUCGUGGUUGGAGCUGGAGGCGCGGGUCUCAGGGCCGCGAUUGGGCUCUCGGAGCAUGGGUUCAACACUGCCUGCAUCACCAAGCUCUUCCCCACGCGGUCGCAUACUGUGGCAGCACAGGGAGGUAUAAACGCUGCUCUUGGAAACAUGAGUGAAGAUGACUGGAGGUGGCAUAUGUAUGAUACAGUCAAAGGAAGUGAUUGGCUCGGUGACCAAGAUGCUAUCCAGUAUAUGUGUAGAGAAGCACCAAAGGCUGUUAUAGAGCUUGAGAACUAUGGAUUACCAUUUUCCAGAACCGAAGAUGGAAAAAUUUAUCAACGUGCUUUUGGGGGCCAAAGCUUAGAUUUUGGAAAAGGUGGUCAGGCCUAUCGAUGCGCAUGUGCUGCUGACAGAACAGGGCAUGCUAUGCUACACACACUUUAUGGUCAAGCGAUGAAGCACAAUACUCAGUUUUUUGUUGAAUAUUUUGCGCUGGACCUUAUCAUGGACAAAGAAGGCACCUGUCAGGGGAUAAUUGCACUAAACAUGGAGGAUGGUACCCUUCAUCGUUUCCGUUCAACAAAUACUAUUUUAGCAACUGGAGGUUAUGGCAGAGCUUACUUCUCUGCUACUUCAGCUCACACAUGUACUGGUGAUGGCAAUGCUAUGGUUGCACGUGCUGGGUUACCCCUUCAGGAUCUUGAGUUUGUGCAGUUCCAUCCUACAGGCAUUUACGGUGCUGGAUGCCUUAUAACUGAAGGUUCCCGGGGCGAAGGUGGUAUUCUUAGGAACAGCGAAGGUGAGAGGUUCAUGGAACGAUAUGCCCCUACCGCCAAAGAUCUUGCAUCUCGUGAUGUUGUUUCAAGAUCUAUGACUAUGGAAAUUAGAGAAGGACGUGGUGUAGGACCAAUGAAGGACCAUCUCUACCUGCACCUUAACCAUCUUCCUCCAGAAGUUCUAAAGGAAAGGCUUCCUGGUAUAUCUGAGACUGCUGCUAUUUUUGCUGGUGUUGAUGUCACCAAAGAGCCUAUUCCUGUUUUGCCGACUGUGCAUUAUAAUAUGGGUGGUAUCCCGACAAAUUAUCAUGGGCAGGUGGUGGAUAUCAAGGGUGAUAACCCAGACACAAUUAUUCCUGGUCUGAUGGCUGCUGGGGAGGCAGCUUGUGCAUCUGUUCAUGGUGCAAACCGUCUUGGUGCAAAUUCACUUCUUGACAUUGUUGUCUUUGGGAGGGCUUGCGCAAACAGGGUUGCUGAGAUUUCCAAGCCAGGAGAGACACAGAAACCUCUUGAAAAAGACGCAGGGGAGAAGACCAUCGCUUGGUUGGACAAGCUGAGAAAUGCAAAUGGAUCACUGCCUACUUCGAAGAUCCGCCUCAAUAUGCAACGUAUUAUGCAAAAUAAUGCUGCAGUUUUCCGCACACAGGAAACUCUAACAGAAGGUUGCGAGCUGAUUAGUGAAGCACAGAAAAGUUUCCAUGAUGUCAAGCUCAGUGACAGAAGUCUCAUAUGGAAUUCGGACUUGAUAGAGACCAUAGAAUUAGAAAAUCUUCUAAUAAACGCAUGCAUAACCAUGCAUUCAGCUGAGGCUCGCCAAGAGAGCAGAGGAGCUCAUGCUCGCGAAGAUUUCAAGACAAGAGAUGACGACAAGUGGAUGAAGCACUCGCUAGGGUACUGGGAGGACGAAAAGGUUAGACUAGAAUACAGGCCAGUUCACAUGAACACCUUGGAUGACGAAGUCGAGACUUUCCCGCCGAAGGCACGUGUUUACUAA
Triticum turgidum subsp. durum (durum wheat) is the source of this 1899-nucleotide messenger RNA. The record is from the annotation of a GenBank genome assembly. Lineage: Eukaryota; Viridiplantae; Streptophyta; Magnoliopsida; Poales; Poaceae.